Centruroides sculpturatus (bark scorpion) is the source of this 2017-nucleotide messenger RNA. RefSeq names its product histone-lysine N-methyltransferase SETMAR-like. Gene Ontology annotation, molecular function: nucleic acid binding. Lineage: Eukaryota; Metazoa; Arthropoda; Arachnida; Scorpiones; Buthidae. The coding region runs from base 991 to 1935 and encodes 314 amino acids. The record is from RefSeq and is a predicted model, not a curated record. The transcript has a single exon.
AAAAGAUUUAAGAUCGGAUCUCUCGAUCCAAAACUCCGAGAACUAGUUUUACCAACUAGCGCCGAUUAAGUGGUACUAACAACCAUAGUGGAAGAGAUAUUCUCACACAUGUGACUAAUAUUAUUUUCUUUUUUAUUUUGUGCAUGUUACAAGUUAUAAAUAAAUACCCAUAAAUACCCAACAACAUUAAAUCUAAAUACCAAAAUGACUAAUUUACUGUGUUUUUGUUAUUUAUUACUCCUGUUUUUAGGUAUUCGGCUGAAUAGUGAAAAAUAGGCCAAAUACGCUGAAUACCGAACAGUAACCGAAUAUUCGUUACAUCACUAAUUUAAAACUUGCUGUGAAAAAAAUCCAAACGUCUGAACAAAAUCUUUAUAGAAUCUUCAUAACAAGUAAUAGCAAUAAUAAAAGUAAUAACCUCUUUACAAAGCACUAAAGAAUUCUACUUGAAAAGAUAUUUUACAUAAAACAAGUCUUUGUGAGAAUAUGACAGUUUCAUUAAUAGCUGUUCCUUAAUAAUAUAAAAUGUUUUUAAGUUGUACAUAUAUAAACAUCUCAAUACCCAAUGUUAUUAGUUAAUGCCAAACAAUACCAUAAUGCAUUGGGCUAUUAAAUUUAAUAAGAAAUGGCACCUAAAGUCUAUCUCUAGUAACAAAUUACUUAAAAUUAAUUAAUAAUGUAGACAGAAAAUAGCCUGAUGUACGAGGCGUGUUUUUAAAGUAAGUACCGUUUUAAUAUAACACUGCUGGAGCGCUGCAGUCAGCACUUAGCGCAUGCGCGCUGUGUACCUACAUCUGUUGGGAAGCUACAAACGCCAUUACGGAGCCAGUCGACUGUGUUUACUGUUGUUUGUGUGUUAUUGAAAUGCCGCCGCUCAUUGAGAAUCCCGCCGACUGAGAAGUGUGUGCCGUUAUUCAUUUUCUCAGUGCUAAAGGCUCAAAAGUGGCUGAAAUUCAUCGCCAAAUCUGUGAAGUUUAUGGUGAAAGCGUUAUGAGUGAAGGAAUGGUACAAAAAUGGGUUAGGGCCUUUAGUAAUGGCCGCACAAACAUUCACGAUGAGGAACGAAGUGGGCAACCUUCAGUCAUUAUCGACGAUUUGAUUGAAAAAGUGGACUGUAGAGUGAAAGAGAACAGACGAUUCACGAUUUCAUCUUUAUCUAAAGAGUUUCCUGCAGUUUCAAGAAGUGUUCUCUAUGAAAUUGUGACCGGACGAUUAAAUUAUCGGAAGUUGUGUUCCCGUUGGGUGCCGAAAAUGUUGACGGAGGAGCACAAAACCAAACGUUUGGCCAGUGCAUUGACUUUUCUUGAGCGCUACAGUGACGAAGGAGAUGAUUUUUUAAGUCGUAUUGUUACAGGCGAUGAAACGUGGGUAGCCUACGUUACACCGGAAUCAAAGCAACAAUCCAUGGAAUGGCGACAUUCAUCAUCUCCAAGGAAAGUCAAGUUCAAGCAAACAAUUUCUGCUCAGAAAAUCAUGUGCACGGUGUUUUGGGACAGAUACGGAGUGUUGCUUGUUGAUUUUUUGCCUCAUCGUGAAACAAUCAAUUCAGCUGCAUACUGCGAGACUUUAAAAAAACUGCGCCGUGCAAUACAAAACAAAAGGCGGGGCUUACUGAGCAAGGGUGUCGUUUUGCUCCACGAUAAUGCUCGUCCACAUACGGCAAAUCAAACUCAAGACCUAAUCACAUCAUUUGGCUGGGAACAAUUAGACCACCCUCCAUACAGUCCCGACCUAGCGCCGAGUGACUAUCAUUUGUUUCUGCAUUUGAAGAAGCAUCUGGCAGGGCAGCGCCAUAACAAUCACGACGAAGUCAAAACGACCGUUCUGCAGUGGUUGUCUCAUCAGGCGGCAACAUUCUUUGAGGACGGAAUACAAAAGCUGGUCCCACGAUACGAUAAGUGUCUCAAUAUUAAUGGGAAUUAUGUAGAAAAGUAGUGUAAAAUAUGGGCUUUCACAUAAAUAAAAAUUUUGUUAAAAAUGUUUGCUUGUUUUUUUUAUAUUUCAAAACGGUACUUAC